Molecule: messenger RNA, 972 nt
Organism: Recurvomyces mirabilis
Lineage: Eukaryota; Fungi; Ascomycota; Dothideomycetes; Mycosphaerellales; Teratosphaeriaceae
Exons: 2
Coding region: 1-972 (323 amino acids)
Source: RefSeq, a predicted model, not a curated record
AUGCCGUUCCAUGAUGUGUCAUUGCGGACGGAGAUGAAACGAUACUUCAUGCUGCAGGAUAUCGUACAGCCAACUGUUCGUGAUACACAACUCGAGCUCGUUGGCGCUGUCACGGUCCCGGUCUCGAUCGAGGAACUCUCUUCAUCCCUACGAGACCCUGGUCAAAUCUGGGAUCCAUUCAGAACCGGGGCAGGAGCGGCGCCAGUCAUCGGUCGACGUCGAGUGCUCCACGCGCUGCAGGCCAUGGUUCUGGUUGAAGAUCAACGCAGCAACGCAGCCGGUCGAGUUGCAGAACAGGAGCAAUUGCAACUGGAUAUCGAGUCUCGAAAGGCUGAUAUGACUGACCUGGACCAAGGUAAGGAAGAGAACAAGCAAGCAAGCAGACAACUGCAGCGAUGGCUUGAGCAAGCUCAAGUUUCGCUCGAAGCCAAUCGGGAAGACACAGCUGGGCGUUUGAACGACGAAAAUCUGCAUAGCUUGCUUUUCGGGAUUUCUGGACCCGAGGAACAGUCCACGAAACCAAGCGGGCAGGAGUUUGAGCCACUAGUCCAGAAACUUGUUGAUGGCGAACAGCCGCCACUCGACACACCCUCAGCUGAGAAGCCUCACUUCGGAGUGGCAGGUCCCAAACAUGAGGAGAAUGAUCCUAUUGAGGAGGAAGCUGAGAGAAACAAGGCGAAGCAAGAAGGGAUACCACAGACUGAGGCGCCGCAAGCCGGAGCUCGUGACCAAGAUGGCUCGAUGAUGCCAGCAUCUAUACGUCCUCUUUUCGAGGCAUUGAACAAUGGUGGCGACUUUAGAUCUUUCAUGAUAGAAGCUCGUGACGUCCUUGUUGCCGAGUGUCUCUCCGCCGAGGCGGCCAUUAAGAACAUCGCGGCAACUACUUCGAGAUGCUCGAGGAUCACCAGGCUGGUCGGGAUCCAUGGUUACCAGGCUGGACACCAAUAUGGUCCAUUGAAGAGCUCGAUAUAG